GGCCCGCGGCCGGCGGCGGCCCGAGCGCGCGGCGGGAGCUCGGAGUGCGCGGCUGUCGCUGAGACUCGCUCGAGGGUUCGAGCGCCGGCCCCGCAGCCCGACGAAACUUUGCGCUCUCGGGCGGAGGGCGCCCGGCGCGGCGCAGCGCCACGCCACUCCGGAGAUGCGCCAGGGCGCGCAGCGGCGGCCGAGGGGGCGGCGGUGCGGACUUGCAGCCGGGAAGGGCCGGCGCGCCGGACAGUAGCCUGCAUCGUCACCCUGCUGACCAUGAAUGGGAUGGCCAAUGUGAAUUCUGCCGGCCGCCUCCAGUAUGCCUCCUCUAUUCCUGUACCCCGGGCUGCUUCUCAGUCUCGGAGUCGAACACCUGCUGCUUCUCCUCAGCUGCGGCCACGCCAGGCUGGCCUGGCCCUCAGCCCCCAGCGAGCUGCCUCUCCAAGACUGGGCAGGGCUGCAGGCCCUCCCAGAACCUCAUCUCCAAAGGCCUCCCUGGGGAGAGGUUCACCCAAUGCUGCCCGGGCAGUGAAGGAAUCGGCUGAGGGUAGUGAAGGUCUCCCCAGCUCCCCAUGGAGCAGCCCCCGGGUGACACCAAAAGCGGCCCUGUCCAGUCGGGCCGGGGCCAGAAGAAUCGGGGAGCCCACCGGCACCCAUGGGAAGAAGAAGAAGGCCCAGGAAGGGACCUCAGGAUGCCAGACUCGUGGCAGGAGCCCGUCCCGAACAAGCUGUCAUACAGAAACUCAAAUACUAGGCAUUCCCGAGGAUCAAAAGUCCCCCAGCUGGCCAGGACAAGACUAUGGAGACAUAAACUACACGGCUUCUGGGAUGCUCAGGCCUUUGGAACCUGAGGAUGACGUGACUUCAGGGGCUUCCUCGCCUGUGUGCAGCCCAGUGCGGGGCACACGCCCCUCCCCCAUGCUGGGGGCCAUUAGCUUCUCCUCCGUCCAUCAGCAGAGUCAGCCAGUCACAGCCACUGUGGCUCCCUUUCAGUACAGGCUCCAGAAAGACCAGGAGCCUGGCCCUGCUCCCCAGGGCCCCUGGAAGCUCGAUGGCUCCUGUGCACCCCUCAGCAGGCCUGAGGAGAGCUUCUCCUGCAUGGACGCGAGGAUCGUCCAUGCGCUCCUCGCGGGCAGAAUGCUGGGCAGCGGCGUCAAGAGCGCGCAGCCCGAGGUGGAGCUGAGCAGCGGCAGCGGCGGCGACGAGGGUGCGGACGAGGCGCGGGGCGCUGGCAGGAAGGCGGCCACGGGAGACGGCAGAGGCAUGCUGCCCAAGCGCGCCAAGGCGCCCGGAGGCGGCGGCGGCAUGGCCAAGGCGAGCGCGGCCGAGCUGAAGGUCUUCAAGUCCGGCAGUGUGGACAGCCGUGUCCCCGGCGGGCCGCCGGCCUCCAACCUGCGAAAGCAGAAGUCGCUCACCAACCUCUCCUUCCUCACCGACUCCGAGAAGAAGCUGCAGCUCUGUGAACCUGAAUGGAGCGACGACAUGGCCAAGGCACCCAAGGGCUUGGGCAAGCUGGGCUCCAAGGGCCGCGACGGCCCGCUGAUGUCCAAGACGCUGUCCAAGUCAGAACACUCGCUCUUCCAGGCCAAGGGCACCCCAGCGGGCGGCACCAAGACCCCGUUGGCUCCUCUGGCGCCCAGCCUGGGAAAGCCAAGCCGGAUUCCUCGUGGACCCUAUGCCGAGGUCAAGCCGCUCAGCAAGGCGCCGGAGGCGGCUGUGAGCGAUGAUGGAAAGUCGGACGACGAGCUGCUGUCCAGCAAGGCCAAGGCGCAGAAGAGCUCCGGAUCCGUGCCCUCUGCCAAGGGCCAGGAGGAGCGUGCCUUCCUCAAGGUGGACCCCGAGCUCGUGGUGACGGUGCUGGGCGACCUGGAGCAGUUGCUCUUCAGCCAGAUGCUGGACCCUGAGUCCCAGAGAAAGAGGACAGUGCAGAACGUGCUGGACCUUCGACAGAACCUGGAAGAGACCAUGUCCAGCCUGCGAGGUUCCCAAGUGACUCACAGCUCUCUGGAGAUGACCUGCUACGACAGUGAUGACGCCAACCCCCGCAGUGUGUCCAGUCUCUCCAACCGCUCCUCACCUCUGUCCUGGCGCUACGGCCAGUCUAGCCCGCGGCUGCAGGCCGGUGAUGCACCCUCGGUGGGUGGGAGCUCCCGCUCCGAGGGGCCGCCUGCCUGGUACAUGCACGGGGAGCGGGCACACUACUCCCACACCAUGCCCAUGCGUAGCCCCAGCAAGCUCAGCCACAUCUCCCGCCUGGAACUGGUUGAGUCCCUCGACUCGGAUGAGGUGGACCUCAAGUCUGGCUACAUGAGUGACAGUGACCUCAUCGGCAAGACCAUGACAGAGGAUGACGACAUCACCACCGGCUGGGAUGAGAGCAGCUCCAUCAGCAGUGGACUCAGCGAUGCCUCGGACAACCUCAGCUCAGAAGAGUUCAACGCCAGCUCCUCGCUCAACUCCCUCCCGACCACUCCCACUGCUUCUCGCAGGAACUCCACAGUAGUGCUGCGCACAGAUUCUGAGAAGCGCUCACUGGCUGAAAGCGGGUUGAGCUGGUUUAGUGAGUCAGAGGAGAAGGCCCCCAAAAAGCUUGAGUACGACAGUGGCAGCCUGAAGAUGGAACCUGGGACUUCCAAGUGGCGGAGAGAUCGGCCCGAGAGCUGUGACGAUUCCUCCAAGGGCGGGGAGCUGAAGAAGCCCGUCAGCCUGGGCCACCCUGGCUCCCUGAAAAAGGGCAAGACUCCCCCUGUGGCUGUCACCUCCCCCAUCACCCAUACGGCCCAGAGUGCCCUCAAAGUCGCAGGCAAGCCUGAAGGCAAGGCCACAGACAAGGGCAAACUCGCCGUGAAAAACACCGGGCUGCAGCGUUCCUCCUCGGAUGCUGGCCGGGACCGCCUGAGUGAGGCCAAGAAGCCACCAUCGGGCAUCGCACGGCCCUCCACUUCAGGCUCCUUUGGCUAUAAGAAGCCACCCCCUGCCACCGGCACCGCCACCGUCAUGCAGACUGGUGGCUCAGCCACUCUCAGCAAGAUCCAGAAGUCCUCGGGCAUUCCCGUGAAGCCUGUUAAUGGGCGCAAGACUAGCCUGGAUGUGUCCAACAGUACAGAGCCUGGCUUCCUCGCUCCUGGAGCCCGCUCCAACAUCCAGUAUCGGAGCCUGCCCCGGCCAGCCAAGUCUAGCUCCAUGAGUGUAACCGGUGGGAGGGGUGGCCCACGCCCUGUCAGCAGCAGCAUUGACCCCAGUCUCCUGAGCACCAAGCAGGGAGGGCUCACACCCUCCAGACUGAAGGAGCCUUCCAAGGUAGCCGGUGGACGGGCCACUCCGGCACCGGUCAACCAGACAGAUAGGGAGAAGGAGAAGGCCAAGGCCAAAGCAGUGGCCUUGGACGCAGAUAACAUCUCCUUGAAGAGCAUUGGCUCCCCGGAAAGUACUCCCAAGAACCAAGCAAGCCACCCACCGGCCACCAAGCUGGCCGAGCUGCCCCCAACCCCUCUCAGGACCACAGCCAAGAGCUUUGUCAAGCCACCCUCACUCGCCAACCUGGACAAGGUCAACUCCAACAGCCUGGACCUCACCCCGUCCAGCGACAACCACGCACCCAAAGUCUCAGAUCUCCACACCACAAGCUCCACCUCAGGCGGUGCUCUCUCUUCCUGCUUCACCCCCAGUCCAGCCCCCAUCCUUAAUAUUAACUCUGCCAGCUUCUCCCAGGGCCUGGAGCUAAUGAGUGGGUUCAGUGUCCCGAAGGAAAGCCGUAUGUACUCCAAACUCUCAGGCCUGCACAGGAGCAUGGAGUCCCUCCAGAUGCCAAUGAGCCUGCCCAGUGCCUUCCCUAGCAGCUCACCCGUCCCCACACCCCCUGCUCCAGCUGCUGCUCCUGCAGAGGAAGAGGCUGAAGAACUGAGCUGGAGCGGAAGUCCCAGGGCCGGGCAGCUGGACAGUAACCAGCGGGAUCGGAACACUCUUCCCAAGAAAGGGUUCAGGUACCAGCUGCAGUCCCAGGAAGAUCCCAAAGAGCGGCGGCAUUCCCACACCAUCGGUGGCCUGCCCGAGUCCGACGACCAGGCCGAGCUGCCUUCCCCCCCAGCACUGUCCAUGUCCUUGAGUGCCAAGGGCCAGCUCACCAACGUAGUGAGUCCCACUGCGGCCACCACGCCAAGAAUCACCCGCUCCAACAGCAUCCCCACCCACGAGGCGGCCUUCGAGCUGUACAGCGGCUCCCAAAUGGGGAGCACCCUGUCCCUGGCCGAGAGAUCCAAAGGGAUGAUUCGGUCAGGAUCCUUCCGAGACCCCACGGAUGAUGUGCACGGCUCUGUGCUGUCCCUGGCCUCCAGCGCCUCCUCCACGUACUCCUCAGCUGAGGAAAGGAUGCAGUCCGAGCAAAUCCGGAAGCUCCGUAGGGAACUGGAGUCAUCCCAGGAAAAAGUGGCCACCUUGACAUCUCAGCUUUCCGCCAACGCUAACCUCGUGGCUGCUUUUGAGCAAAGCCUGGUGAACAUGACGUCCCGCCUGCGGCACCUGGCAGAGACGGCCGAAGAGAAGGACACGGAGCUGCUGGAUCUGCGGGAAACCAUCGAUUUUCUCAAGAAGAAGAACUCAGAAGCCCAGGCUGUUAUUCAGGGAGCCCUCAAUGCCUCGGAGGCCACGCCCAAAGAACUUCGGAUCAAGAGACAGAACUCCUCGGACAGCAUUUCAAGCCUCAACAGCAUCACUAGCCAUUCUAGCAUUGGCAGUGGCAAGGAUGCUGAUGCCAAAAAGAAGAAGAAGAAGAGCUGGGUCUAUGAGCUCCGAAGUUCCUUCAACAAAGCCUUCAGUAUUAAAAAAGGCCCCAAGUCCGCCUCCUCGUACUCCGAUAUUGAGGAGAUUGCCACACCCGACUCCUCUGCCCCCUCAUCCCCCAAGCUCCAGCACGGUUCCACGGAGACUGCCUCUCCCUCCAUCAAGUCCUCCAACUCCUCCUCUGUGGGCACUGAUGUCCCCGAGGCUCCUGCCCAGUCAGCUCCCCAUGCUGCCAGACUAUUCCACAGCAAUGAAGAAGAGGAGCCAGAGAAAAAGGAAGUCUCGGAGCUGCGCUCGGAGCUGUGGGAGAAGGAGAUGAAGCUCACAGACAUCCGCCUGGAGGCCCUCAACUCCGCCCACCAACUGGACCAGCUUCGGGAAACCAUGCACAACAUGCAGUUGGAGGUGGACCUGCUGAAGGCGGAGAAUGAUCGGCUGAAGGUAGCCCCCGGCCCCUCCUCUGGUUCUACCCCAGGGCAGGUCCCUGGAUCGUCUGCUCUCUCAUCACCUCGCCGCUCACUUGGCCUUGCACUCACCCAUUCCAUCAGCCCAAGUGUCACGGAUACAGAACUGUCACCCAUGGAUGGCAUCAGCACUUGUGGUCCCAAGGAGGAAGUGACCCUACGGGUUGUGGUCCGGAUGCCCCCACAGCACAUCAUCAAAGGGGACCUGAAGCAGCAGGAAUUCUUCCUGGGCUGCAGCAAGGUCAGCGGAAAAGUUGACUGGAAGAUGCUGGAUGAAGCAGUUUUUCAAGUGUUCAAGGACUAUAUUGCUAAAAUGGACCCAGCCUCGACCCUGGGACUAAGCACUGAGUCCAUCCAUGGCUACAGCAUCAGCCAUGUGAAGCGCGUGCUGGAUGCUGAGCCCCCUGAGAUGCCUCCUUGCCGCCGUGGGGUCAACAACAUAUCUGUGUCACUCAAAGGUCUGAAGGAGAAGUGUGUGGACAGCCUGGCCUUUGAGACGCUCAUCCCCAAGCCCAUGAUGCAGCAUUACAUCGGCCUUUUGCUCAAGCACCGGCGCCUUGUCCUCUCGGGCCCCAGCGGCACGGGCAAGACCUACCUGACCAACCGACUGGCCGAGUACCUGGUAGAGCGCUCUGGCCGUGAGGUCACCGAGGGCAUCGUCAGCACCUUCAACAUGCACCAGCAGUCCUGCAAGGAUCUGCAGUUGUAUCUCUCCAACCUGGCCAACCAGAUAGACCGGGACACAGGCAUCGGGGAUGUGCCCUUGGUGAUCCUCUUGGAUGACCUGAGCGAAGCAGGCUCCAUCAGUGAGCUAGUCAACGGGGCCCUCACCUGCAAGUACCACAAAUGCCCCUAUAUCAUAGGUACCACUAAUCAGCCUGUCAAAAUGACACCCAACCAUGGUUUGCACUUGAGCUUCAGGAUGCUGACCUUCUCCAACAACGUGGAGCCGGCAAAUGGCUUCCUGGUCCGAUACCUGAGAAGGAAGCUGGUGGAGUCGGACAGUGACAUCAACGCUAACAAAGAGGAGCUGCUGCGGGUGCUGGACUGGGUACCCAAGCUCUGGUACCACCUACACACUUUCCUGGAGAAGCACAGCACCUCCGACUUUCUCAUCGGCCCGUGCUUCUUUCUGUCCUGUCCCAUCGGCAUUGAGGACUUCCGGACCUGGUUCAUUGACCUGUGGAACAACUCCAUCAUUCCUUAUCUCCAGGAAGGGGCCAAGGAUGGGAUCAAGGUGCAUGGACAGAAAGCUGCUUGGGAGGACCCAGUGGAAUGGGUCCGGGACACUCUUCCUUGGCCAUCGGCACAACAAGACCAGUCAAAGCUGUACCACCUGCCCCCACCCACCGUCGGCCCUCAUAGCAUCGCAUCCCCUCCUGAGGACAGGACAGUCAAGGACAGCACCCCAAGCUCUCUGGACUCAGAUCCCCUGAUGGCCAUGCUGCUGAAACUUCAAGAAGCUGCCAACUACAUUGAGUCUCCGGACCGAGAGACCAUCCUGGACCCCAACUUGCAGGCCACACUCUGAGGGUGCAGGGCUCCCUGUCAUCCCAGACAGCAGAAGACUGGCGUCAGCUGCAGCAGCUCCUCCUCUCCCCGCUCUUCUCCAGCACCUGCUCCUGCCCCAGGAGGAGACAAGGAGGGAGGAGGGGAUGGGUGGAAAGGGCAGGUUCUUGGUGCUACACCUUUGAGAACUUCCUAGUAAGGACUGGUGGGGUAGCAUUGGGAACUUGUGUCCCAUAAUUCCACUUCCUUGAUGUCCUCUCAUGACUUUGGGGGAAAGAUGAUUCUGGGUCUUUUCCUUAAUUUCUUGUUUCAAACUCCUAGGCUUCCAGGGGAGGGAUUCCGAAGUCAUGACAAAAAAAAAAAAAAAAGACUGUGCAGCAGAUCCUGAUGCUCACGGAGGAGUUAGGCAUGGGGGAAGCUGAGGGAGGCAGCAAGUUUCCCAGACUUUCUCACAUCCCCUCCCAAUCUGUCUCCGCUGCCAACAACUCUUCCCGGAGAUCUGGCUAGAGCCCAGAAAAUCAAGCAUGUAGUUUAAAAAACGUUGCAAUCAGUCUGUAAAAGGUUUUAAAUACACACACACACACACAUACACACACAAUGGAAAAGAUGAAGCUGGAGAAAGGGGGACCAGUUGCCUGGGUAGAAAGGGAGCCACCCCCCUGCCCUUACCACUGUCUUCUGAUUAACAUGGGCAGUUUGACGUGCUGGCUGCCAGUCUGAGUCACCAGACCACAACAAUAACAUCACAGCCUUCGGGGGAAGACAGAUAGCUCUGUCUUUCCGCCCUCUAAUUUAACACUCAUGAGAGUCAAUAAACCCUACUCUUUAUUUUUUAUUUCUGCUUUUUAAUUUUAUUUCUGUUACCUCACCCUACCCUGCUCACAUUUGCCUACUUAUUUUCAUUUUCCUUUCCUUUCUUUCAUUUCUUCCAUUUCCUCACAGGUCCACAAUGUGCUGAGCUGCUUUUCCAGGGGCUGGCCAGGCUUUUACUAGGGAAUUCCUUUGGAGAGUCCUGUGCCACCUAGGGACACCAGCUAGACAUCUGCCAUCCUAUUGCCUUUGGCAGCCACAGGGCUUCUGUGAGACUCGAAACCCUGGUUCAGAAGCAGGGGGGAGAAGAGGAACUCCCUUACCUUAACCUCUUUUGAAAAAGCACAUGGUCUUCCUGGGAGCCCAGCCCGCCAGCCCGCCAGCCCCUGGGGAGAGAGGGGAGAGCCCCACAUGGGCCAAGAGCUAAGCUUCAGUGCAGACCACAGGAAGGCCAGGAAAUAGGGAGUAUCUCUGUGUCUUGUGGCUUGUUUGGCUUCUCACUGCCCUGUCCUAACAAUAGCCACGUUGCCUGAUGGAAUGGAAAUCCCUGAGCUAGUCCCUCCUAGCUGAUUGGUGAACACUCGCUUAGAAUAGACUGGGUCUCCCGUGAGGGAUGCCACAGGUUGAAACAGAUGACUCAGGGAGUGGGGUUGGUGGCCAACAUCUACCUUCCAAAGAGAUCCCAGCUGCUGCACCAUUUGCCCCUUUCUUGUCCUAAAGAGCUGGGAGUCUGUUCCACUCUUGAGCACUUGGUACCAGUUUCCAGAUAAAGAUGUGUAUCCUUCGGGUCAAAUGUGGUGGGAAAUGGGAAGCUCCAUUCAGUGCACCCCUCCUUGUUACCUGCACAUUUAGGACCAUCUGAGAAAUGUAGCGGAAAUCCAAGGAGGAGCUAGAAAGAAGCCUACGAUAGAUGUGUCCAACACCUCCCCAGCACAUUGCAGGGCCAGAAGAUCUGGAAUCCUGAAGAGGAAGCCUGAAGGACUGUGGUUUGUCUGGAAUGAGCAAGUCUACUUCUGCUUGUUUCUGGAGGCCAAGGUGGGGCCAGAUUCCUGGCUAAGCUGCCAGAUAGGCUGUUUCUGAGCCCUGCAGAUCAGGGCUGUGUGAUGGACCUGGAUUGAAGGGUUUGUUCUUCAGAUUCCUUAGUAGCACAAGACUCUGUCAGAAUCUGUUCUCUGGAUCCCUGUUGAUAGGAGAAAUCUUCAUGGAGGUGCACAACGUGGUCCAGAUGCCACCCUCUCCUCCUCCCCAGGCAUCUGUAUUCACCCGGCAGGUCCAAGGACUACAGGGUCAUUGUGCUGGGGACUGACUCUUCUUGCUGUUGCUGCUAAUU
Ochotona curzoniae (black-lipped pika) is the source of this 8883-nucleotide messenger RNA. It is a transcript of the gene NAV1, whose product is annotated as neuron navigator 1. Gene Ontology annotation, biological process: neurogenesis; microtubule bundle formation; nervous system development. The transcript has 33 exons. Lineage: Eukaryota; Metazoa; Chordata; Mammalia; Lagomorpha; Ochotonidae. Gene Ontology annotation, cellular component: axon initial segment; microtubule cytoskeleton. The record is from RefSeq and is a predicted model, not a curated record. The coding region runs from base 268 to 6765 and encodes 2165 amino acids. Gene Ontology annotation, molecular function: ATP hydrolysis activity.